AUGGUGUUGGCAACAGUCUACACCAGAAGUCGUUGGUCAGACCUUCAGCAUGUGUUGCAUGAUCAUGACGAUUAUGGCGAACUUGCAUUUCUUGAAUUUCAUAUCAAUGAACACAAGUGCAAGUGGUCAAGCGCAUUCAGAAACUCUUUUCUGCCGGCCAUUUGCCCUGCUUACGGAAUUGCAGAUCACGAUUGGGCAGCAGUUUGGGUUGAAGUGCGUGAGCAACUUGGGAUCUGUUUUGACGACAACUUCCCAACCAUGCCGGCUCCGAACGCAGACAACAGUCCGAGUCGACGGCCGUUGACGACAGAUGAGAUGAAGAGCUGGACCCGUAUGUUGUUGGCUCGGUGUGAGAUCGACCUGACCGACCGGAGGAUCACUUCCCACAGCUGCAAGUGCACAUUGUUGAGUUGGCUGUCCAAGCAUGGUGACCUUUGGGAGGAUAGGCAAGUGCUUGGUGGGCACGUGUCUUUUAUCAAGUCGACUAUCACUUACAGUCGUGAAGCCAUGGCCAGACCUUUGCGAGUCCUGGAGGAGCUGCUCAAUGAUGUGCGUGUUGGCCGUUUCCGCCCAGAUGAGACCAGGAGCGGAAGAUUCAGGGACGUGGUUCUGGAGGGUUGCACCAUGGACGAAUCCUUCGCGUCAACACCUUUUUCACUCGUUGGUGAAUGGGUCGAAGCUAGUGAGCCUUGUAACAAACCACGAGAAGUUGAGGUGACCAACCAGAGCCGAGAGUCUGCCGAAAUCAUUGAGGUCGACCCUGACAGCCCGAAGAGGGAAGAGGAGGACAAUGCAUCAUCAGAGGCGCCGGAUACAUCCACAAGCUCAGAUGAGAGUGCCGCUGUCCUCAGUGGGGCCAGGAGACCGCUGCGUGUUCCUACCGUGCCGGACUCUUUGAAGCUUGUGCAGCAUACGAAGCUUCGAACUUUGCAUUGCAUGGAGAAGGAACACCAGCUCAUCUUGUUGUGUGGUCGCAAAGCAGUGCCAGAAAGAUACGGCGUGGUGGAGGAGGUAACAGCAGGUGAUGUGACAGAGCCUGGCAAGACAUUGCCCUUCAUCGAGAAGCAGAGGAGGUUGAGAGCUCAGCAAACGCGCAUCACUGGAAUCAGUCAUAAACACGAGCAGCAGGCCUCUCAUGCUUUGAUUGAUGCAGCCUUCAACAUUCUGGAGACCGGUGCAGUUGUUUACCUGCCACCUUCGAAGUGUGGCUCGCGAGAUGCUGAAAUCCAGUCAGAAGCAAAGAACAAGCAGAAGCAGUUAUUGACUUUGGAGCAAGGAACUAUCAAGGCCACAGCCUCAGAUGCCCUGGUCUCUGUGGACAUUGGGACUGAGAUGAAGUUGAUGUACGCCCUUCAGCGCCGGGGACUUGCGUUUGACUUAGUCAAUCUUGUGUCUUGGCCAGUGCAUAUGGAAUGGGUCAACAAACUCUUUAGAGCACUCAUGUCUGAAGCAGUCCCAGGGUUUAAUAGCAUCACCUUGCAGCAGUUGCUUCGCGCCGAUCAGGAGCUAUUCCUAACCAUAGCAGCCGAAUUUGAUGGUUCGCUCAAGGGGGCAAACGUUGGUGAUCCGCCACCUCUCGAUGCAGUCAUUCAAAGGUUGAUGAAUGACCCUCGCAUCAAUAUUCAUUUAACCCCAACUGCUAGAGGUGAGAAACGUAGCAUUCAGCAAGAAGGUGACAAGGUGUCCAACCCGCCCCCGAAGAAGCAGAAGCAGCCCAAGCCGGGUGCCCAGCGUUCGCCUGGCCAGUGGAAUGCGAUUGACAAGGACCCAGGCCGUUCAGAAAACUUUCCGGUGUACAUUUGUGACAUUACCAAUGAAGAGCAGUUCUUGAAUUUGCGCACUUAUCUGGAAAAAGAGAGAAGUGCCAUCUUGCAUGCACACUUUGCUCCAAGCUGUGGUACUGCUUCGCGUGCAAGAGAACGGCCAAUUCCAGGUUUCAAAACCGCUCCAAAGCCUUUGAGGAGUGAUGCUCGUCCAGAUGGCCUACCCAACUUGACGGAGUCGGAGCAUCAAAGGGUGUCAGAGGCAAACAGAAGUUAUGCAGCGAUGUCGGAGCUUAUUUUUGCUUUGGUGGAAUUGGGAGUCAGCAUCAGCAUUGAAAACCCUCGCAACUCUUUGUUGUGGAAGACUUCCUUCUUAAAGCAUUUGUUGGGCAAGUUGCCAACCUACCAUGUUUGCACUUUUCACCAUUGCACGCACGGGGGAAAGCGUGAUAAAGACACUGCUUGGUAUAGCUUCAACCCGCGUGAUCCGCAGAGGGAUUUGUUCGCGAGCUUGGCACUGAAGUGUAACAAACAACACCAACACGCGCCCUGGAAACCCUAUGUGGAUGCCUCAGGGAAACGAAUUUUCCCAACAGCAGAUGAAGCCGCUUAUCCGCACUUGCUGUGUGAGCGCGUUGCAUACAUCUUGAGGACAGAGGCCACAAAGGCGGGCCUCAUUUUUCCCACUGACUUGCACCAACAGUUGGACCACACCAAUGUCAGUGCAAAACGCCAGCUGUUUACAACACAACCUAGAGGUCGUCGUCUCAGGCCGUUGGUCUCUGAGUUCUCGGGUUAUGUAACGGUGGUAACCUUGCCUGAUAGGUGUGGCACGGAUGGGCAAUGUGAAGUAGUGAACAUUGGCAUCCCAAGGGAACCCAGUGAGUUUAUACAAGAAGCCUUGAACAAGGGUCACCCUAGAGACAUCAUUGCAAACAUACGGGACGCCGAGCGGGACCUGCUUUUGAAUUUGGUGCAUCAACCUUGCUCUGUUCGUUUCCAAAAGCGUGCAGCCUUCAUGAAGAAAUGGCUUAAGAGAUCCUUGGAGCUGAAAGAAAGCGAGCAGAAGUUGCGUGAUUCCCUUGCGCCACACUUGGUCCCCAUCCUGAUGGGUAAACGGCUCUUGUUGUGGAAGGAGAUCUUGAUUGACCUUGCAUACUCUGACGUAGCCGUUAUCGAUGAUGUUGUAAAAGGGUUCGCAUUGACAGGUUGGGCGCCGCAAACUGGAGUGUUCCACAAGCAUGUUCGAAAGCCCAGUUUGACAACCCAGGAACUGCGGAAAAGAGCAGCCGGUUUGAAUGCGGCGGUCACGGGCUCGUUGGAAAACAGCACUGAAGGUCCGCAUGAUCAGUAUGCUUGGGACGAAACCAUGGAAGAGGUUCAGAAGGGGUGGCUCGGUGUUAGCGAUGGGUCGAGUGAAUGUGUCAUUGCCAAGCGUUUUCCUCUGGUGGAAGGAAGCAAAGUGCGAUUGAUCGAUGAUUUCUCGAUCUGUGGAGCCAAUUCUGCCUACGGUAUGACAGAGAAGCUUCGGGUUCAAAGCAUAGAUGAACUCAGAGCUUACCUUGCCUACAUCCUUGACUCUACCGAAGGUGCUGCAUGCCCUGCUCUGGUAGGACGCACGUUUGAUCUUAAACAUGCUUACAAACAGUUUGGUGUGGAUGAGUGGCGCAGCAAGUUUUUGAACAUCGCAGCGCGGAAACCCGGCGGCUCGUACGGCCUGUUCAAAGUCUACGCACUGCCGUUCGGAGCUUCAGGAAGCGUCACCAGUUUCCUCAGAGUUGCUUGCAGCAUCGCAUACAUUGGCACAUAUGGUUUGGACAUCACCUGGACUAGUUUCUUUGAUGACUUUACUGUACUGUGCACACAGGAGGAGGCUGAUAACAACGGAUGGUACGUUGAGUCAUUGUUUAAAUUGCUUGGAGUCGAAUACGCCGCCACAGGUGACAAAGCUCCACCCUUCCAAAGUGCUUUCAAGUCCUUGGGUUUGAUAAUAGAUGUCUCAACGGUCACUUCAGGAACCUUUUCGAUACAGCAUACCUCGAAGAGGCGUGACGAGUUGCUCAAUAGCUUAUGCUCCAUUCUGAAGGCAGCAGCCGCUGCUCCAAAAGAGCUCGAACGAUUGCAUGGGAGACUAUAG
Durusdinium trenchii is the source of this 3900-nucleotide messenger RNA. The record is from the annotation of a GenBank genome assembly. Lineage: Eukaryota; Dinophyceae; Suessiales; Symbiodiniaceae.